AUGUCUUCGAUCUUAUUUGUUGUUGCUAUUGUUGGUGUUGUUAUUGUUGCUGUUGUUAUUGUUGCUGUUGUUGUUGUUGCUGUUGUUGUUGUUGUUGCUGUUGUUGUUGUUGCUGUUGUUGUUGCUGCUGUUGUUGUUGUUGCUGUUAUUGUUGUUGUUGUUAUUACUAAUACUGCAAAAUUUAGAUGCGAUAAUGACUGA
Cercopithifilaria johnstoni is the source of this 201-nucleotide messenger RNA. The record is from the annotation of a GenBank genome assembly. NCBI's taxonomy places the organism in Eukaryota, Metazoa, Nematoda, Chromadorea, Rhabditida, Onchocercidae.